CCGUAAUGUUAUUCUCAAAUGUAGCACAAUUUCUUUCAUUGGAAUGUCUUUGAGUUAUACUACUACUUUUCAAAGUUUAGGAGCGAAUAUUCUUUUGUUUCUCUUCGUCAAGACUCGACUCGCAUUGUUUUUUUCAACAACCUUUGUGCUUCAUUUGUUAUUAAUGCUGCUUGAUUGCUUGUUAAAGGCUAUCAGCAUACAGGAAGCCUGUAUUCAUAGCGUUGCUUUGAAAUAUACUUUAUGAUAUAUUUCUGCAGACAUUGAUUGGUUCAGGUCCAACAUGUAUUCUAUUCUGAAGCAAGUUGUCUAAUUUGAAAAAGGCACUUGUGUAUCCUGCCCAAGACAAAAUCAGGUACAUUUGUGUCUGUCGAGGCUUUGAGAAACUUUUUGGACACGAGAUUGUACCGUUUCUUCAUUCAUAAGUGUUUUCUUCCAUUGGGUGUCAAAUUGAAAUACAAGUGGAUGUUAAAGUACGAAGACCAACAAGGAAAAGUCUUUAUUUCUACCAAAAAGAAUAAUUACAGAAUAUAGAAGGACACUAAAGGAAACGAGAAGUUUUUAACUUUUAGAAAAUCGCCUUGAAUACAUUUCACUUUG
This is a messenger RNA of Galdieria sulphuraria, 597 nucleotides long. RefSeq lists its product as uncharacterized. The transcript is spliced from 2 exons. The record is from RefSeq and is a predicted model, not a curated record. NCBI's taxonomy places the organism in Eukaryota, Rhodophyta, Bangiophyceae, Galdieriales, Galdieriaceae. Bases 44 to 244 code for a protein of 66 amino acids.